CUUUGUGCGUGUGUGUAUGAGAGAGAGAGAGAGAGAGAGAGAGGACAGGAGGGUGGAAUUUUUUUCCCUUUCCCCUUCAAGAAAGACUCUUCGGAAAUGGGAAUCCAUUAAGCAGAAAAUAAGUUGCGGAGGUCAGAAAAGGGUCUCCUUCGAAUCAUCUUACGCUUGACUGGCUCUUUGUAUGUUAUUUUCAGGAUUACAUCCAUUGCACAGAACUCCUUGAUUUUGUAGUCCUGACUUUGAGCUGGUAAAAAGCUGAGUUGGUUUAAUAUUCAUGGGUGGAUUUGACGACCAUGUUACUAUAAUGGGAGAUUGGAUGCCUCCCAGUCCAAGCCCGAGAACAUUUUUCUUUCCAAUGGGAGAUGAUGUUAGCUUAAGGUCAAUUGCUGAACGAAGUACAGGUGAUAGUAAAAAUGGGGCCUUUUUUUCAUUACCCGACGAACAGAUUAUGCCUGGUAGUACUAAUGAAAAGAAUGGGGAAAUAGCUGGUGAUCAAGCAACUGAGUUAAGUGCAUUUGCUGAGCAGAAAAUGAGCUCUCGAGGAGGUCUUUUGGAAAGGAGGGCAGCCAAAGCGGGUUUUAAUGCUCCAAGAUUGAAUACAGAAAGCAUUAGAUCUGCUGACCUUUCACAGAACUCAGAAGUUCGAUCCCCUUACUUGACAAUUCCACCUGGCCUCAGUCCAACAACCCUUCUGGAUUCACCUGUCUUCCUUUUGAAUUCACUGGUUCAGCCCUCACCAACAACAGGAAAAUUCCCAUUUGCCUCAAUUGCCAACUAUAGGAACUCCACAUUGCAUGCAGAUGUCCCCAGUAAGAGUGAAGAUAAUUUCUUCGAGGGCGUCAAUACCUCAUCCUUUGCAUUCAAACCUGUCGCAGAAUCUGGUCCCUCUCUUUUUCCUGGUGCAACAAACAAAGUAUCUCCAUCUACUUUUCCUCAGCAAUCGUUUCCCAAUAUUGAGGUUUCGGUUCGGUCAGAGAAUUCUCUUCUGUCUCAAAGUGUAGAACCUUCCAAAGUCCCCCCGCAAAAUGGAACCACACUUCAUCUGGAGGCUGACUUCUCUAGAUCAGUUGCCGAAAAGGUUUCUGGAGAUAAUAAUAUCUCAUCAGAUCCAAGGGUUUUUGAUACUAUUGGUGGUAGUGCAGAACAUUCUCCACCUCUCGCUGAGCAGCCAGAGGAGGAUGUAAAUCAAAGAGGAAGUGCAGAUCCCAAUGCCAUUGGUACCCCAGCUGAGGAUGGGUAUAAUUGGAGAAAAUAUGGACAGAAACAAGUAAAAGGUAGCGAGUAUCCACGGAGUUAUUACAAGUGCACACAUCCAAAUUGUCCAGUCAAGAAGAAGGUGGAACGAUCUCAUGAGGGUCACAUCACUGAGAUAAUCUACAAGGGAGCACACAACCACCCCAAACCUCCUCCCAAUCGCAGAUCAGUCCUUGGAUCUUCGAGUGCACUCGGUGACAUGCAACUUGACAUCUCUGAACAUGCAGGGGCAGGUGCUGAUGGUGAUCCAGUUUGGACAACCAUGCAAAAGGCAACUGCUAAUGGAGCCCCUGAUUGGAGGCAUUACAAUCUUGAAGUCACAUCAUCAGCAGCGCUGGGCACUGAAUACUCCACUGCACCUGCCUCUCUGCAGGCUCAGAAUGGCAGUCAAUUUGAAUCAGCUGAUGCAGUUGAUGGCUCUUCUACUUUUACAAAUGACGAAGAUGAAGAUGAUCGUGGAACACAUGGCAGCGUAUCAUUGGGUUAUGAUGGUGAAGGAGAUGAAUCUGAGUCAAAGAGAAGGAAAAUUGAAGCAUAUGCCACAGAAAUGAGUGGGGCCUCCAGAGCCAUCAGGGAGCCUAGAGUGGUGGUACAAACAACCAGUGAGGUGGAUAUACUUGAUGAUGGGUAUCGCUGGCGCAAGUACGGGCAGAAAGUAGUGAAAGGAAAUCCAAAUCCAAGGAGUUAUUACAAGUGCACGAGUGCAGGCUGCACUGUAAGGAAGCAUGUGGAAAGAGCUUCACAUGACCUCAGGUCAGUGAUCACCACAUAUGAGGGGAAGCACAAUCAUGAUGUCCCUGCUGCUCGCAAUAGCAGUCAUGUUAGCUCGGGUGUUUCCAAUACUAUGCCAACUCAAACUGCUGCUAUUCAAAGUCAUGUACACAGGCCUGAACCAUCACAAAUUCACAACAGCAUGGCAAGGUUUGAAAGACCUCCACUUGGUUCGUUCGGUCUAGGAAGUUCACAGCUUGGACCUUCUCAUGGCUUCGGUUUUGGAAUGAACCAAUCAGGUCUGACCAAUUUAGCAAUGGCUGGGUUGGGUCCUAGCCAAAGCAAGCUACCUGUUAUGCCUACUCAUCCCUAUUUAGGACAGCCACGCACAAUGAAUGACAUGGGUUUCAUGUUGCCCAAAGGAGAACCAAAGGUGGAGCCUAUGACAGAACCUGGUCUGAACCACUCCAACGGCUCUUCAAUUUAUCAACAACUUAUGAGUAGGUUGCCUCUAGGUCCUCAUGUAAAUUUAUAAUUUUUUUUUGACCUUUUUCAAAGAAAGGGCAGUAGAAAGUUACAAGUUUAUAGUGAGAUGGGUAUUUUACUGCUGAUGCGUCUUAUUGUCGAAUGGUUUGUUUUUUUUUUUUGAAAAAAAAAUAAAAUUCUUCAGAAAUGAUCCGAGAAU
This is a messenger RNA of Ilex paraguariensis (yerba mate), 2650 nucleotides long. NCBI's taxonomy places the organism in Eukaryota, Viridiplantae, Streptophyta, Magnoliopsida, Aquifoliales, Aquifoliaceae. The record is from the annotation of a GenBank genome assembly.